Messenger RNA from Hippoglossus stenolepis (Pacific halibut), 2285 nucleotides. RefSeq names its product zinc finger, C2HC-type containing 1A (gene zc2hc1a). The record is from RefSeq and is a predicted model, not a curated record. The transcript is spliced from 10 exons. NCBI's taxonomy places the organism in Eukaryota, Metazoa, Chordata, Actinopteri, Pleuronectiformes, Pleuronectidae. Bases 76 to 1014 code for a protein of 312 amino acids.
CGCGGGAGGGAGUCCUCUUGUUCCUUCUUCCCGGUCCGUAACAACAACGGGAGCAGCUUCAGAGAAAAUAACAAAAUGAUGGAGGAGGUGGAAGACGAUUUCGCCCCCCAGGAUCUGGCUCAAUGCAACACCUGCAAGAGAUCGUUCAACCGUAAAGUGCUGGAGAAACAUGCUAAAAUUUGCCAAAAGUCAGCGACCAAAAGGAGGAAGACCUUUGACUCCAGUAGACAGAGAGCGGAGGGCACAGACAUCUCUGUACUCAAACCUAUCAAACCAAAGUCACAAAGUACAUCUGCUACUGGGAAAGCAGAGCCCCCCAAGAAGCCGUCCAACUGGCGCAGGAAGCAUGAGGACUUCAUUAAUACUAUCCGGGCCGCGAAAAAUCUUACUCAGGUCAUAAAGGACGGGGGACCAUUACCCCCACCUCCUCCUCCUACAUAUGACCCAGACUAUGUUCAGUGCCCUCACUGUCAGCGGAGGUUUAACGAGAGUGCAGCCGACAGACACAUCACGUUCUGCCAGGAGAAGGCCGCCCGUAAUCCCAACAAGAGCAAACUAGCAGAGGUCAAGAAGACUCCUGGUCGUACACAGUGCAAGCCUCCAACUCCUGUAAAGAAGGCCAGCUCCACUGCUACAUCAACCAUCCCCUCAGCCUCUUCUCGUUUACCCCAGAGAUCAGGUCUUGGACAGCCCACUGGAAUCCCCGCUGGUAAGGUCUCCUCUGCAGGUUUAGUGAGGAUGAAUCCCUCUGGUAUCACAAGCCCUCCAUCAGGAGCGGGAAUGAAGACACGAACAGCAAGUUCUUCGUACGGCUCCGUGAGGAACGCUUACCCUGGAGUAGGACUCAACAAGAAGAAAGUAGACAACAAUAUAUCCAGGAAAGAUGCCGACGGCGGGAACGAAGUUGACAACAGCGAAAUGAAGAGCAAGUUCUGUCACUCUUGCGGGACCAGUUACCCCGUUGAAUCCGCCAAAUUCUGCUGCGAGUGUGGCAUCAGGAGGAUGUGUAUUUGAGCAGAGGGAAGAAAGGACACACACCAGUACUCAAGAUCGCUUCAGAGAGUUUCAUGAGUUGCACGUCCGUCCAUUAAUGUUCCCUGUGCUUUUACACUUGGGUUUCGAUCACAGCAGUAAAGUCACCGGCAGACGGCUCUGCAGCGCUGUGUUUUCUUUAUUUUUUCGUAAUUGCUGUGAUGAACAAAAUUCAGAUGAGGGGAUUGAAAUAAAGCUAUGAAGUUGAAGAAUUAGGGAUGGCACGUAUAACAUCACAUUACUCUUACAGUCCUGCUGAACAGUGCAAAUUCUGCCCUUUUUUCACAGAGAUACAUUUUCAUAACUAAUCUGAUAUGAAGCUGUUCAACUCAGUAGCUGAUAUUAGUGAAACAGGAACAACUCACAGAGCUCAUUACUCAUAAGGAGACAUUUUUCUUACUGCUGGAAUUACCCACGAUGACGCCGCUGUUCCCACCAGCUCAUAAACUUCAUUGCUGUGAAGAGGUGAUGGAAGGAUUAAUAAUGUGUAAUGACAAGGAGAAAAAAAAAUUCCCUCUCAAUAGUUUUGUUCAUGGGACGUAAUGUGGUCUGAUUUAUUUGAAACUCUUAAUUUUAUUGUCGCCUUGACAGUAAUUAGGAGUACCCUGCAGAGCUAAGUCAGUAUCAGCAGUUAAACCCAAUGCAUCCUUAGGAGAAAGUAGAGGAGAGAAGAGUGAGAGUGUAUAUACAAGCUGAGAGGUGGGUUGUAAAAUGUGAAGAAGAAGGUGGAGGACAAGUGCAGGACACAUUAUUAGAGGUAGAUGUGAUUGUAUCCCUGUAUCUGCAACCGUGAUUUGAAACAAAUCCCCCAUCUGCCUCCACUUCCUCACAAACACUAUGUUACUAUUGACGUGCAAUAUGAUUGACAACUGAAGAAAAUGUGUGUUUCUCUAAAGGAAAUGUUCUAGGAAAAGUAUGUAUAUUGCCGCGGUUUGUCUGGGACCAGUCCGAAAAAAUGAACUACAUGUUAAAACGUCAGCGCUCCCUUGACCAACAGGUUCUAGACCAAUAUAGCAUUUCCUCUGUCCCUUUUUAUCCCCUCUCGUUUUAUACAACGAAAUCAGCUAUUUAUUUUCACCAAAAUUGGCUGCAUGUUUUGUUGAUGUUCUGCAGAAUUAAAAUGUGGUUUUAUUUUAAUUUGUAUGAAAUCUAAAUGCACCUGGGUUUGUUGCAGUUUUUCUUUUCCUCAAAACUGUCUUUUGUCGGUCUUCAGUCGGAUUAAGAGUACAGUAACAUUAAAUGCUCUGUGUGGA